CCUUUCACAAGAGACGUUUCUCCAGUUGUGCCAAAGAGAAAAUUCAAACCGCGGGGGUCAAAGGUAUCAUAGCCUUCAAAUAACUUUGGGGAGCCUCAGAACCGAGCGUGGUAAUUAAUGCAAACCCUUAAACCAAAAGGCCCACUUGUCAACAGGUGAAGGAGGUAAACGUGCGAGAAGGUCUUGUGGCUGAAAUCGCCCUGCCCACCAGCCAGGACGAGCCUGAGAAAUCCUGGGAAUUAGAAACGAGGAGGAAACGAGACAGAAGGCAAGCAGUCACCCGCGCGUUCUCAAAAAGAGGAGCCUGGUGGUGGUUUAUUAACCGUGUGCGGUGGAGUCUCUGGCGAGUACCCUGACGCGUCGCCCCGCCCAGCCUCGCCUCGCCUUCCUUCCCUCAGCUCUGGAUGGUCCCAGCGCCCGGGGCAGCUGAACUCCGGACACCGCCGGCCGCAGGACCUCAUUGGUCACCUAGGCAGAGGAUGAAGGUGAAAGGCAGGGGAGUCCACCUACUGGUCUCUUUUACUGUGAUCUGCUUGGUGGUGGCCCCAGGGGCCAGGGCCUGUCCUCGCCGCUGUGCCUGUUACCUGCCUACAGAGGUACACUGCACGUUUCGGUACCUGACCUCCAUCCCAGACGGCAUCCCUCCCAAUGUGGAACGUAUCAAUUUAGGGUACAACAGUUUGGUUCGGUUGACAGAAUCAGAUUUUUCUGGCCUGAACAAGUUGGAGUUACUAAUGCUGCACAGCAAUGGCAUUCACACAAUCCCUGCUAAGACCUUCUCAGAUUUGCAGGCUUUGCAGGUCUUAAAAAUGAGCUAUAACAAAGUUCGAAAACUUCAGAAGGACACUUUUUAUGGUCUCAGGAGCUUGACACGAUUGCAUAUGGACCACAACAAUAUUGAGUUUAUAAACCCAGAGGUUUUUUAUGGACUCACCUCUCUCCGACUGGUGCACUUAGAAGGAAACCAGCUCACUAAGCUUCAUCCAGAUACAUUUGUUUCCUUGCGCUACCUCCGGAUAUUUAGAACAUCUUUCAUUAAGUACCUCUACUUGUCUGAUAACUUUCUGAGCUCCAUCCCUCAAGAGAUGGUCUCCUAUAUGCCUGACCUGGAAAGCCUUUAUCUUCAUGGGAAUCCCUGGACCUGUGAUUGUCAUUUGAAAUGGUUGUCCAACUGGAUUCGGGAGAAGCCAGAUAUAAUAAAAUGCAAAAAAGACAGAAGUCCUUCCAGUCCUCAGCAAUGUCCACUUUGCGUGAACCCCAGGACCUCUAAAGAUGAGCCCUUGGUUAUGGUCCCAGCUUCAGCUUUCCUGUGUGCCAAGCCAAUCAUUGACCACUCCCUGAAAACGAAGAACCUGACUCUUCUGGAAGACAGUGGUUCUGUGUCCAUUUCUCCCCAAGAUUUCAUGACGCCCUUUGGCUCCCUGGCUUUGAAUAUGACAGACCAAUCUGGAAAUGAAGCUAACAUGAUCUGCAGUAUCCAAAAGCCCUCAAUGACAUCAUCCAUGGCAUUCACUGAAAGAAAUGACUACAUCACACUAAAUGCAUCAUUUUCAACAUUUCUGGUGUGUAACAUAGAUUAUAGUCACAUUCAGCCAGUGUGGCAAGUUCUGGCUUUGUACAGUGACUCUCCUCUGGUACUAGAAAGGAGCCACUUACUCACAGAAACACCAAAACUCUGCUACAAAUAUAAACAAGCAGUUCCUAAGCCUGAAAACAUCUUUACCAACAUAGAGGCUGAUCUCAGAGCAGAUCCCCCUUGGUUAAUGCAAGACCAAAUUUCCUUACAGCUAAACAGAACUGCCACCACAUUCAGUACAUUACAGAUCCAGUACUCCAGUGAGGCCCGAAUCACUUUACCAAGGGCUGAGAUGAGGCUAGACAAAUACAAAUGGACCAUGAUUUCCAGGGAUAACCAUACUAAGCUGGAACAUACUGUAUUGGUUGGUGGGACUAUUGGCCUAGACUGCCCAGGCCAAGGAGACCCUCCCCCACAUUUGGAGUGGCUUCUAGCUGAUGGAAGUAAAGUGAGAGCCCCUUAUGUUAGUGAAGAUGGACGGAUCCUGAUAGACAAAAGUGGGAAACUGGAACUCCAGAUGGCUGAUAUUUUUGACACAGGCAUAUACCACUGCAUAAGCACCAAUUAUGAUGAUGCAGACUUUCUCACCUAUAGGAUUACCGUGAUAGAGCCCUCCAUAGAACCCUAUCAGGAAAAUGGGGCUCAUCAUAUAGUUCCUAGUGGUGAAACACUUGACCUUCCCUGCCAUUCUACAGGUAUCCCAGAUGCCUCUGUAAGCUGGGUUCUUCCAGGAAACAGUGUGCUCCAGCAGUCCUCAAGAGAUAAGAAAAUUCUUAACAAUGGCACAUUAAGAAUAUUACAGGUCACUCAAAAAGACCAGGGUCAUUAUCGUUGUGUAGCAGCCAACCCAUCAGGGGUCGAUUUUUUAAUUAACCAAGUUUCAGUCCAAGUAAAAGGGCAAAGACCAGUGGAACAUAAUGUAGAAAUGGAUGGAUCUGGGUUUGAUGAGCCCAGUUCCAUUGCUCAGCUUAAGGAUCCACCAGCCACACAACUCCCCACAUCUGCCCCAAAAGGAGCUGAGGCUGGAACACAAGUCUUGAGCACAAGUAAGAAUCAUAGGCAUCGGGUGUUAAUACACCAACGGCGUGGAGAGGCAACCAGCCACCGUUCCAAGGAGCACAGGAGGCGGUUCCCUCCCUCUGCCAGGAGAAUUGACCCACAGCACUGGGCAGCACUUUUGGAGAAAGCUAAAAAGAAUACCAUGCCAGAGAGGCAAGAAAAUACUACAGCAAAGCCACUUCCACCAGUCACCCAACUCCUGGAAACACCUAGUGAGGAAGUAGACUCUUCAGGCAUGCUCCCUCCAGAUGAGGAGGUUCUGGCAGCUAAAGCUCCCGGUGUUCUGGCAAGGACAGCAACUGCUGAUUCCAGCAAAUCAUCUGAGAGCCCUGUGACAAGUAUAGCUGCUGCCCCCAAAGUCUCCCCAGUUGUGAGUCCACAGAUACUACCACCUGAAAAACCAACAAAUUCCAAACCAUCUACUACUAUUAAAACUAAGGCUGUGUCAAAGAAUACAAACCCAGCCACAUCAGGCAAAAUGCAAGGUACAACCAACCACAAUUUAUCUAGUGUGUUUCCUCUGCCACUUGAAGCAACUCACUUUCAGGAUGCGGACAACAUGGGGAGGAAAAGAAAAUACUUGCAAAGUGCACCCCCGAUAACCGUAGGGGCUCCUACAGUAAAAAAUAUCCAUGUCGAAAUGCUUAAUAGUGCCAACGGCAAAGCUGAUACAGUUUUAGGGUCAGUAAAUGCCACGAAUAGUCAUCAGUCAUCUGUAACAGGAGUUAGUGAUCCCAGAAGCAAUCACUCCCACACUACUAAAAAACCUAGCACUUCUAAGCUCCACUCAGGCCCAUACACUACUGCUCAUUCUCAGCUACACAUUCCUAGAAAUAGUACAGUCAAUAUUCCUCUGUCCAGACGCUUUGGAAGACGGAGGAAAAUUUGGAGCAGGGGGCGGAUUAUCAGCCCAUAUAAGACUCCAGUUCUCCGAGAGCACAGAUACAGCUUUGUGAGGCCAACAUUCAGAGCUGCUUCUGAAGAAAGCACCACUGCAUUUUCGGCCACAGAGCUCAAUGUGGUAUGCCCAUCCUGUUCUCCCAGCCAGAGGUUCACCACUGCUGCAACAGCAUUGCCUUUUCCAAGGUCUUCUCCCAUUACCCUCCCCAAAGCUAAAAUUUCCAGAGUCACAGCAGAAGAAUCUACAACUCUAGUCCACAGUCCAUCAUUACUAUUUGAGAACAAACCACAUAAAGAUGUUGAGAAAACAACACCUACGAUAAAAUAUUUCAAUGCUGAAAGUAUACAAGUGAUUCCAGCUAGUGCAGUUACAACUCAUGCCCCAACAGCCAUAUCCAUGGAAAACACCCAUGGAACAAAUAUUAGUUACCCAAGUGUGUCUAACACUAGUGAAGCUAAAAGAGAUUCAAUGAUUAUAUUUCCACUUCCAGGUCCCACCAUCAAGCCACUUAUGCCUACUACUAUAGCCAUUACAAGAUUUUCAAGAAAGAAAAUUCCUUGGCAUCAGAUCUUUGUAAAUAACCAUAUCCAAAGAGAAAAGCUAAGGAAUCAGCAUAAAUUUGAUUCACACAAAAGCACAGACAGGAUGCUCCCUAAAACAUCUCCUGCUUUACUCACAGCUUCCCCCUUACAUUUUACAACACUCUCAGCAAGUGUGAUGCAGAUUCCAUCGGUAACAUCUGCUAAAGUUCAUCACAGUACCGUUAAAACACAUAGUCCUCUAAGUCCUCCAGCAGCGAAAGAUCUGCCCUUCCCACCCAUUUACCCUAUACCUCCUAGUAUCUUAAGUAAAGCAUCCAGUACAAACUUCAUACCAAUGCAAAUAGCCACACUGACAGCUACUCCUUCUCCCCCUGCAUCUGUCAUUAUCACUAAAACCCAAAUAGCCAGACUUAGGACACAAAAAGUACAAAGGAAAAAAGAACCUCAUAAUAGGACUUCCGGCUUCAUUAUAUCCACCACUAUGCCACCUCCUGUUCUAACCACAGCUGAAACUUCAACCAAGCCCAGUAUGUCUGCUUUCACUCAUUCUUCUCUAGAAACUAUAAAGGAAACGUCAAGCACAGUUGAUCUUCAUGCAAGAACUUUUACUCUGACAGAUGUACUUGAAGAACCACUGCAGGAGAAUACUCAGACUUUAAAGAGCAGAACUGCUUCUGAAACCACUCUGUCCAGCAAACUACACCAGAAUACCAUGGCUAGGGAGACAACCAUUAGACAUUCAACCAUGCCACCUGUCCUGAGCACCAGUGCCACUCCAAUGCCAAUUUCCACCUCCCCUCCCUUGAGUAAUCAAAUUGCCGUUACUGACAAUAUGGCAACUCCCAUUUUCAGGAUAACAACAAGUACAAUAGUCAAGCCACAUGAAUCCCUGAGGCACAAUGCUAAUCCACAGCAAAUCACAGAAACAUCUCCCCCAAUUCACCCAAAUGCCAAGUUUGCCCUUGGAACCACCCACUUUAUCUACUCCAAUCUGUUACAUUCUACUCCUAUGCCAGCACCAAUAACCGCUAAACCACAGAAUUCUAAGUUGACUCCUUCUCCCUUGUCAGAAAACCACUUUUGGCACAAGUCAUACCCAGAAAUUGCUGAAAAGGGCAAAAAGCCAGUAGUGAGCAUACUGCCCACACCAGAGGACACCACUCAUCCUUCAUAUUGGGAUAUACAGAAGAAUGCAAAGAAAAGUGAUAGGAAAACAGUUCAAAAAAUAACUUCCAGACUCCUUCCCUUUGACUCUUUGUCUAGGAAUAUAUUUGAAAGGCCCAGAAUAGUUGGAGGAAAAGCGGCAAGUUUUACUGUUCCAGCUAAUUCUGAUGCCUUUCUUCCUUGUGAAGCUGUUGGAAAUCCUGAGCCCACUAUCCACUGGACCAAAAUCUCACCAGGACUUGAUUUGUCUAAAAGGAAUGAGAAUAGCAGGUUCCAGGUGCUCCCCAAUGGCACCCUGUCCAUACAGAAGGUGGACAUUCAGGACCGUGGACAGUACCUGUGCUCAGCAUCCAAUAGCUUUGGCACAGACCGCCUUCAUGUCACCUUGUCCGUGGUUUCCUAUCCCCCCAGGAUCCUGGAGAGACGUACUAAAGAGAUCACAGUGCAUUCCAGAAGCACAGUGAAAGUGAAAUGCAGAGUUGAAGGUAGGCCAAGCCCUACAAUUUCUUGGAUUCUUGCAAACCAAACAGUGGUCUCUAAAUCAUCCGAGGGGAAUGGGCAGGCCCUGGUGAUGUCUGAUGGAACAUUGGUCAUCCACAAUAUCAGUAUUUAUGACCGGGGCUUUUAUAAAUGCAUGGCCAGCAACCCAGUGGGCCAGGAUUCACUGCUGAUUAAAAUACAAGUCAUUGCAGCCCCACCUGUUAUUCUGGAGCAGAAGAGGCAAGUUAUUACAGGGGCCUGGGGUAAAAGUUUGAAACUGCCCUGUACUGCAAAAGGAACUCCUCAGCCUGGUAUUCACUGGGUCCUCUCUGAUGGCACUGAAGUGAAACCAUUACAGUUCAUCAAUUCCAAGUUCUUAUUUUCAAAUGGAACUCUGUUGAUAAGAAACAUGGCCUCUUCAGAUACGGGCACUUAUGAAUGCAUUGCUACCAGCUCCACUGGCUCAGAGCGAAGGGUGGUAAUUCUUACAGUGGAAGACCAGGAGACCAUCCCCAGGAUAGAAUCUGCAUCUCAGAAAUGGACUGAGGUGAAUUUGGGGGACAAACUACUACUGAACUGCUCAGCCAUUGGGGAACCAAAACCAAAAAUAAUCUGGAGGCUACCAUCCAAGGCUGUCGUUGACCAGUGGCACAGAAUGGGCAGCCGAAUCCAUGUCUAUCCAAACGGAUCCCUGCUUAUUGGAUCAGUAACAGAAAAAGACAGUGGGGACUACUUGUGUGUGGCCAGAAACAAAAUGGGGGACGACCUGACCCUGAUGCAUGUCAGCCUGAGAUGGAAACCUGCCAAAAUUGACCACAAGCAACAUUUUAGAAAGCAAGCGUUUCACGGGAAAGACUUCCAAGUGGAUUGCAAGGCUUCCGGCUCGCCACUGCCCGAGAUAUCCUGGAGUCUGCCCGAUGGGACGGUGAUAAACAACGCCAUGCAGGCCGAUGACAGCGGCCUCAGGAACAGGAGGUUCACCCUCUUUGACAACGGAACCUUAUACUUCAACAAAGUUGGUAUGGCAGAGGAAGGAGAUUAUACCUGCUAUGCCCAGAAUACGCUAGGGAAGGAUGAGAUGAAAGUUCACCUAACGGUCAUAACAGCUGCCCCACGGAUCCGGCAGGGUUCUAGGGCCAACACGAGAGUCAAGGCUGGAGACACGGCCGUCCUUGACUGUGAGGUCAUUGGGGAGCCCAAGCCAAAAAUUUUUUGGUUGCUGCCUUCCAGUGAUGUGAUUUCAUUCUCUCAGGAUAGGUACACAUUUCAUCCCAAUGGGUCUUUGUCCAUCAGCAAAGUGAAACUGCUCGAUUCCGGAGAGUAUGUGUGUGUGGCCCGAAACCCCAGUGGGGAUGACACCAAAAUGUCCAAACUGGACGUUGUCGCCAAGCCUCCAUUAAUCAACGGUCUGUACACAAACAAGACUGUCAUGAAAGCCACGGCCGUGAGGCAUUCCAAAAAACACUUUGACUGCAGAGCCGAAGGGACGCCGUCUCCUCAAAUCAUGUGGAUCAUGCCAGACAAUAUUUUCCUCACAGCUCCAUACUAUGGGAGCAGAAUCACGGUCCAUAAAAAUGGGACCUUGGAAAUUAGGAAUGUGAGGCUUUCAGAUUCAGCCGAUUUUACCUGUGUGGCUCGGAAUGAAGGCGGAGAGAGUGUGCUGGUGGUACAGCUGGAAGUACUGGAAAUGCUGAGAAGACCAACAUUCAGAAAUCCAUUUAAUGAGAAAAUAGUUGCCCAGCUUGGAAAGCCCACAGCGCUGAAUUGCUCUGUUGAUGGAAACCCGCCACCUGAGAUAAUCUGGAUUUUACCAAAUGGCACACAGUUUCCCAAUGGACCCCCAAAUUCUCAGCAUCUGAUAGCAAGCAAUGGUUCUUUUAUCAUUUAUAAAACAACUCGAGAUGAUGCAGGAAAAUAUCGGUGUGGGGCAAGAAAUAAAGUUGGCUAUAUUGAGAAGUUAAUUGUAUUAGAAAUUGGCCAGAAGCCAAUUAUUCUCACUUAUGCACGAGAAACAGUUUACUGUAUCAGCGGGGAUUCCCUGUCGUUGCACUGUGUCUCCAAUGGAAGCCCUAAGCCACACAUCAAAUGGACUGUGCCAAGUGGUUAUGUAUUAGACAGGCCUCAAAUUAAUGGAAAAUACAUAUUUCAUGAAAACGGCACCUUAGUCAUCAAAGACGCCACCGCUUAUGACAGAGGGAACUACAUUUGUAAGGCUCAAAAUAGUGUUGGCCACGCUGUGAUUACUGUUCCAGUAAUGGUUGUAGCCUACCCUCCCCGAAUAACAAAUCGCCUACCCAGGAGCAUCCGCACAAGGACAGGAGUGGCUCUUCAGCUCCCCUGUGUGGCCUUGGGAGUCCCCAGGCCAGAAGUCACAUGGGAGAUGCCUGACCACUCUCUGUUCUCAGGGGCAGACAUUGGGAGGAUGAGUGGAAUUCAGUCUUUUCACCCACGUGGCACCCUAGUCAUUCAGAAUCCGCAAACCUCGGAUUCUGGGAUAUACAAAUGCACAGCAAAGAAUCCACUUGGCAGUGAUUAUGCAACAACUUAUAUUCAAGUAAUCUGACAUAAAAGAAAACUGGCUUGAACAAAGUCAUCUGGACAGAAUUUAUUUUUUGGAAGAAGUUUAAUCAAAGGCAGCCAUAGGCAUGUAAAUGAAUUUGAAUACAUUUACAAUAUUAAAUUUAUAAUAGACAUGCAAAAAAAAGGACUUGUAAAUAAUGCAUUAUGAACUGAUUUUUUUUUUUUUUAAUGGAUCUCAAAACAAACUUUUAACUUAAGGCACUUUUAUUUUGCCAACAAGUAACAAUGAACAUUGAGAAAACUGUCCACCAUAAAAUAACAAAUGGCUAAUGACCUGAAUUCAUUAUUAAAGAAUGGACUUUUUUUUUUCCUUUCACUACCAUUUGCCUAGAGUCCAUCAUCUAUCAAUGUCACAAGCAUGGCACUGAGGAAAGACACAAUGGAAACAAAUUUGCAGUCUUGAUGUAAAUUUGCCAUCUUGAUGUAUAAAUAUUGUGGUUGGUUUAUAAAUAUAUUUUAUGCAGAAAAUAA
This is a messenger RNA of Sus scrofa (pig), 8773 nucleotides long. RefSeq names its product immunoglobulin superfamily member 10 (gene IGSF10). The record is from RefSeq and is a predicted model, not a curated record. NCBI's taxonomy places the organism in Eukaryota, Metazoa, Chordata, Mammalia, Artiodactyla, Suidae. Gene Ontology annotation, molecular function: protein binding.